AUGCUUUCCGAGCGGAAAGGCACGGUCAACUACGCGAUUGACCUGCUUCGGGCCCACCAGCUACGCCGCGAGAACCUAUUCCUGCAUGAAGAGUUGAAGCGAUGUUGUAAAGAGAUUGCUGGCCUGCGGGAGGAGGUCAAGGGCGCCACAGCGGCUGUCCAAGCCAGCCAUGACGCCUCUGAGCAGACACGCUGUAUUGUUGAAGAUCACAAUACACGAUUGAGCGAUCAAGGGCGUACCGUCGAGACUCUCCAGCAAGCAUGCAGGAUAGCUCAAAGCGAAGUCUCACGCUUUCAAGCCGUGUAUGAUCAAACACGCGAAGAGACGCAGGCACGAUUGGAGCUCCUGAAUAGGGAUAUUGAUGCUGCAAGGGCUGAUUGUGUUCGACUCGCCGACAUCCAACAGAAACAGGAAGAAGAAGUCCUAGCUGCUCUUGGGAAAUUGCAACGCAAUGUCGAUGGCAAAGCAGACGUCUCCACUGUUGAUGCCCUGGCAGUUCGAAUCGACGAGCUUUCUGUUCUGCCACCAGCAACAGGACACUCCUUACCUUCUGUCAGUCGUGUGCAGGAUAGCUUUGAACAUAGGCAAUGUGCGGAAGCAGGAGACAUUGCAGUCCAAGUCCGAGAUUCCCAAAACCGCCAACGUCCACAACGGGAAGAAGUACCUCGAGAGCAACACCAGCGACCGCCUCAGCAGCAGGGAAGAGAAGAGACCUUGCCGGAUGACCUCGAUCUCGACGAGAACGCCAACAGCUUCAGCUAUGCUGGCCACCGAGUAACUGUGCCUGAAGAGACUGAAACGCUGCGAUUGCUGAGACCACCGGAUGUGCAGGCCUCUCAGCUUGCCCGGGUCAAUCUGCUUCGACAAAGAAAAAAUGAUGAUUGGCAGAGCUAUUACUCUGAGGGUCUGGCGCUUGUCAAGGCUCUCCCGCAUGCCUUCGAGGAGACGAUCGUACGAAACUUUGCCAAUGGGAUAUUCCACGAUGUGCAGAGAAGGCAAUGUCAACACUGGCUGGAUGAAAAGGGGUGGACAUGGGACAACAUAGCACUGUUCGGGGAGUUGUGUUCCCAACUAGCCACCAGUACUGAAACAGCGGAGAUGCUGGACCUCGAUGAUGCGAUCAGGGCCUCGAAAAAGCUGAAAGAGACUCUAUGUGCUGUCGGGAGGCUGAAAGCACAGUCGAAGGCAACGAAGUCCCAGAAGACCAAGGCUUCAGGAAGUAAGGCUAGGACUUGCGCCGGACCAUUACGUCGCAGUCAGCGUCAGGUUGAAGAGGAGAACCCGAGUCAGACACAACCGACGCAACUCCCGGCUGACCCUGGGCCUCCAGUGGCUCCUGGACCAAGAAUUCGCAAACCUAGGGGGGCAACGUCUGCAGCGAAGCCAGAGAUAGGAUCUGAGCUUGUCCAAGACCAACGCAUAGUGCAGCAAGAUAGUCCAUCGGGCCUUCCUGAUCCGCUGCAGCUGGCACCCAGAUGUGCAGAAGGUCGGCUCGAGGGAGGCCUCGCUGGCGCCAGGCAGGUCACGAACCGGGAGCUCGCACAAAGGCUGAACAUGACUCCAGAGGCAGAUUGCGAUACCCGCGAAGAGGUACCUCCAUCGCCCAUCAUUGUCAGAGGGAUACCAUUGAAGCCAGUAGCCUCCGAGCUGCGGCCACGGAUGGAAACUUCUGUGCCACCGAUACCACAGAUGGUGCCACAUAAAAGGCGUAUUGUCGAGGCCACGGAAGACAGCAGCAACGAUGAAGGCUUCCUUCGGGAACUUGAACCCCGGAGAUCCAAACACCCUGUCCACAGAACCAGCGAUGGGAAGCAGAAGAAGCACAAACGACGUCGUCUUCCACUACCGCCGCCUCCUGAGAUUCCUAUUCUUUCUACCACAAGCGAAGAAUAG
Molecule: messenger RNA, 1893 nt
Organism: Capronia coronata CBS 617.96
Lineage: Eukaryota; Fungi; Ascomycota; Eurotiomycetes; Chaetothyriales; Herpotrichiellaceae
Exons: 2
Coding region: 1-1893 (630 amino acids)
Source: RefSeq, a predicted model, not a curated record